Messenger RNA from Cylas formicarius (sweet potato weevil), 2377 nucleotides. RefSeq lists its product as uncharacterized. The transcript is spliced from 5 exons. Lineage: Eukaryota; Metazoa; Arthropoda; Insecta; Coleoptera; Brentidae. The record is from RefSeq and is a predicted model, not a curated record. Bases 296 to 2194 code for a protein of 632 amino acids.
ACUAACGCCGAGUUGAUGUCGUCGUCGGCGCGGGGCUCUCAUCAUCUGGGCGUCGCGUGGAAGUGGGUCAGCAGUGGUAGCGACGGCGCGCAGCAGGUGGAGAGCGGCUAUCUCCGGUGAUAUCAACAGUCAAUGCGAAGUGUAACCCGAACGUCGGCAUAAAGCGCGAGGCACACUUGAUACACGCGGUCCAAGUUAAAGUCGUCGGUCUGUGGCGACAGUGGCUGUGUGAGGGUGAUUUAUCGACUUGACGUUUCGAUCGCGGCGCGCUUUGGCACAAACGGCGAUUGUCAACAUGGCCAGAGAAAUUAUCGUACUAUUUCUAUUCGUCGGGCUGAGCUGGUGCUCCGAAUCAACAAGAAAAUCGCCCACCUUAACCACCAGGACGCAACUUAAAGUGUCGAGGAGUUUAAACCCCGACAGUAUGCAAACCCUGAAUGUACUAACCAAAGACGGCGGCUUAGCUCAGCUCAUCGUCAAGCGAAAGGACCGGUCCAAGGCGCAGGACCAAAUUCCAGACCCGCCUCAGACGUUCUAUACCAACUGGAUACCUUUAUCAUCUAUUGAUUACCAACCCAAGACUACGAAGUUAGAACCAGUCACUUUGAUGCACAACGCUAGCGCCAUUAAAGGCAACGUAAUAGACAGCGAUCGCAUACCUCACGUGGUACCUAAACCUGUCAACGUACGCUCUUCCGAAGUCUUGCUCAAGAAUGUCGAAACCAAAAAACGUUCCCGAGCUGUUCUCGAACACGGCAUCCCCGUGGUACAUGGUGUCCGAGUGCCCGACGAUCCUUCCGACACCAAGACCUGGAGGAAUGCGAGAGUCAUCAACGGGGAGCUGGUACCUUACGAACAAGGGUACAAACCACCUGCGGCGAUUCCAUUGGGUGAGCUCGUCUACGCGGCUCAGCUCGAAGAGCAGAGGGACUCGUCCAAGGGAGGAGUGGGACCGUUCACCGUCCAGGAUAACUCGUUAGGGGAGGAACAAGGGAGGAACUACGUGAAAUUCGGCGGAUCCGGAGUGGGGCCAUUUACGAAAGCCGAUAACGUCGAGUUCCUCGAUCGUAUUAGAGAAAUUAACGAGCGCGAAGCUCUGGUGGACUAUAACUCCCCGAAGAAGAGACAAGAGAAUACCCACCAGAUUCAACGUAGGAUGCUUCAGAACCCCGGCCAGGUAUUGUACCCCGAUUCUCAGAUGUACAGUCCGACGAAAUUGAGUCCGGUAACGUUCAACGAGGGUGUGAGGACGCCAGUGCUACAGUACGCUCACCCCGAGCUCGGGAUUCAACCAGCCAAGGUGGCUCGCGACGAUGACGACGGCAUUAAAGAUUCCUACACGACCUACGGGGGUUUCAAUACCGGUCGUCAACAGAGCAACCGAUACGACGUCGAUGAUAACAGCAUCAGUUUGUACAAGAAGGACGUCAUUAACUACCCGUACAAUACGUACUAUAUUAAACGGAAACCGGAGCAACCGUUCUGGAUUAAAAUCACCGAGAGCAUCAAGGACAACGUGCAGAACAGUUUCGAGAGGAUGCAACGCAUCACUAGGCCCGUGUUCGAGCCUAUUGUGGAAGCGACGCAGAAGAUAUCCACCAACUUGGGUCUGAGCGGGACGACACAACGUGCUCAGGAUAAAAUGGGGCUUGUCGCUCCUGCCGGGACGUCAGUCAUACUACCAGCUUUAGGUUUGGUAGCUGGAGGAGCGGCUCUUGGACUUGGUGCCGCAGCAGUAGGUCGUUACUUUAGCCCGUUGGAGAUGAGGGCGUUGCAGGAACUCCACCCCAACAACGACCUGGUGUUUCUCGUCGAAGAGCCCAAAACCAAUGAGCACGACGAAAGUAGGAGAUUCAGGAGGAGCGUCGAUGACGAGGGUACUAUGCAAGACUUGGUGAUCGGCGAGGAUGUAUCUAGGGCAGGCCAGUCUUCGACGACGGGGCUCGAGCAUCCGGAAUUCUGGGCAGACACACCGUGCUCGAAGCGAAUCUUUUGCAAGAUCAUGCUCGGGCAGCAUCCGGACGAGGUAGUCGUCAUGGAGAAGAAGAUGGACACGCUGAUGUCGUCGUUAAAUCCCGACGUGGCCAAGUCGGUAUCCCAUCAUCUCCAGGAAGUGAUGGACGCAAUAAAGCAGCGGGAUUGUUACAGGUUCUCGUGUAGCAGAAAAUUCCCGUAUCCGGCAGUCGCCGCGUAAAACGAUAAUAAAAUAAAACGUGAGGUGGGGCAAAAAAAGGAACGCCGGAACGGCGACGUUUUUCACGGUAUAUAAAAAACAUUAACCGAGUCUGUGACGUUUUGUGUGGUGCUUCGGAUCGGGACGAUAAGGUGGCUGUUCGGGUGUGCGAACGAGACUCAAAAUCGGUACAUUUUGAGCGAU